AUGAUGACAAUGGGGAGCGGCAGAUGUUUGAGCAGAUCGACAAACUUGGCAAAGCUCCACGGCUCUCGCAUAUACUCAGAUCUGCCACCAACCUUACUGGAAACCCUCCCUACCGAUGGCACGGCGUGGGAUGGUGGUCCAGUUACCUUUACCUUUGACCAGCCGCUUGAGCCCGCCAGCACCAUUGCGUUUUCCGUCGAACCGACACUGGCUGGCGAUGUUGUGAUCACAGAAAGCACAUUGACCUUUACGCCAACGGCAGUCCCGCUUCCCGGCGCACGCUACCACUUGUUGAUCGACGCUGACGCCACUGGCACCAACGGUCUGGCAUUGGGAACACCCGUCGAGAUUAGCCUCGUCGCGGCGACACCACUUACCGUCACCUCGACCCAACCAAGUGAUGGCAGCGAAGAGAUCGAUAUUGAUAGCCAAAUUGUCAUCGUCUUCAACAAGCCAGUGGUGGAACUUGUGGGGAUCGAUGCUCAGGGUACACUGCCCCAACCAUUGACGAUUGAACCGGCAGUCGAUGGUAAGGGGGAAUGGCUCAACACCAGUAUCUACGUCUUCCAACCGGCGUUGGGAUUGGCUGGCGGCACCGCGUAUGCAGUAACCGUGGCUGAUCUGACCGGCCUCAACGGGGAAGUGCUAGAACCUCACAGCUUUAGCUUUACCACCGCAUCGCCGAUUGUGACCGAUGUACAGAGCCGCAGUGCCACCAUGCCCUAUAGCAGCGGCCCAGCCAUUCCACCCGAUAGCACCUUCCAGAUCAGCUUUAGCCAACCGAUGGAUCGGGAAAGUACGGAAGCGGCGCUGACAUUGCUGCAACUCGCAGACGAGCGUUUGGUAGCCAUUGAUGCGUUCACCUGGGCCGAGGACAGCCGUACCCUCACGGUGACACCAACUGCACCGUUGGAUUUUGGAGCAGAGUACCAGGUAACGGUCGAUGAGGCGGCCCAACCGGCAAGUCGGCAGGGCAAUCUGCGCGAACUCUACAGCGAAACAUUCCAAGUCGUUCCCUUGCCAGCGGUUGCCAACACCGUGCCACUGGAUGGUGCCACCGAAAUUCCGCCCGAUGUGAGUGUGGUCAUCCGCUUCAAUACGGCACUGAGUGAAACAACUGUUUUACCCAAUAUUAGCGUCACGCCUACCCUGACCAACACACAGGUCUACAGCUAUUUCCGUAGCUGGGAAAACGCGGCGGAGGUGAGUUGGGUUAAAGAAGCUGAUACCACCUACACCAUCACCGUCGGGGCGGAUAUUGCCGAUCCGUAUGGCAAUACACUGGGUGAUCCCUACAUCUUCAGCUUUGCCACCGGCGAUCACAGUUCCUUUGUCCGGAUGGGCAUCGACCGCUUCACCCAUUUCAGUGCCUAUACCGAGACACGGGUCAGCACGCUCUACCGCAACGUCAGCAGUGUUGAUACCAGGCUCUAUCAGUUGCCCAUCGAAGAAGUAUUACGGUUGGCUGGCCAGAAUCAAUGGGAAAUCUGGCAGAAUUACAGCGUCCCCGAUCCUGACCAGAAUCUGCUCUGGGAACGUAAUUAUGAACCGAUCGUCGGCUCCAACGUGACGGCACGGCAGGUCAUUACGCUGACCGAUUCUGCUGGCGAUCUCCUUGCACCCGGUUUCUAUCUGCUCGAAGUGACUUAUCCGGAGCGAGACCCAGAGGAAGAUCAGGGCGAUCCAUUUGCCAACCCCACCCAAGCGUUGAUCGUGUUGAGCAACAAUAAUCUGCUACUGAAAAAAAGUACCGUGGGUGAUAGCUUAGCGUGGGUGACCGACCUACAGACGGGAAGACCAGUAGGCGAUCUAUCAGUCCGCUUUUUCCACAGCAGCGGCUCGGACGAAACCGCAACCAAUGACGAUGGGAUCGCACGCAUUCCGCUAGACCUCGAUUCAGAGAACAGUUGGACACCAGUAAUUGCGAUGAGUGGCAACCCAGGUGAUCCCAACUUUGCGGCCACCUCCAGCGAAUGGAACGAGGGUAUCGGCCCGUGGGAUUUCAGUAUCAGCGGCGGUUAUGGUGUAGAACCAUACCAAACCUACUUCUACACCGACCGUCCCAUCUAUCGCCCCGGCCAGACGAUCUACUGGAAAGGGAUCAUCCGUCAAUUGGUCGCUGAUCAAUAUGAACUACCAGCAACCGAUCUGCCCGUCACCAUCAUUAUUCGCGAUGAUCAAGGCGAAAUGCUGCUAGAAGAGAACCAUACCCCCAGCGCCAAUGGUACCCUCAACGGUGAGCUAACAUUGAGCCCAGACGCAGUCACUGGCUUCUACUACAUGGAGGCACGCCUGCAAAUUGCCCCUGAUCGCACGGUCUACGGCGGUGCGGGCAUCCAAGUCGCGGCCUACCGCAAACCAGAAUUUGAAAUCAACGUCAGCAGCGAUCAAAUCGACUAUCUGAAUGGCGACACGGUCAAUGUCACCGUGCAAGCCAACUAUUUCAGCGGUGGCCCACUUGCCAAUGCACCGAUUACGUGGCGGCUGCUCAGUGAGCCCUACUUCUUUAAUUGGCAAGAUGCCGACGGUCGCUACUACAGCUUUACGCCAUACGACCCAGAGACCGAAGAUUACGAUCCCUACCGCCGCGCCUUUACAACGGGCAUGGUGCGGGAGGGGAUUGGUACCACAAAUGGUGAUGGUACCUUUACGCUGGAAUUACCAGCCGAUCUGAGCAUGGCGUUACAGAGCCAGCGUUGGACAAUUGAUGUAACCGUCCAAAGCCCCACCAACCAGUUUGUGAGUGGACGCACCGCCUUCCCGGUUCACAAAGGUGAGUUUUACAUUGGCUUGCGUCCCCGCAGCUACGUGGCACAGGUAGGCGAAGCGGCCGAGAUCGAUCUGGUCACAAUUACGCCACAGGGGUUUGCCUACCCCGGUAGCGAAGUUGAUGUGACGAUUUAUGAAUUCAAUUGGAACAGUGUCUAUGCCCAAAGUGCCGAUGGUACCUUUGCCUGGCAAACAAGCGUUGAACGCACUCCCGUCUUUACCACUAGCGUGUUAACACCACGCAGCGGUAUGGAAACGAUCACGUGGACGCCGGAAACGGGCGGGCAAUAUCAGAUCGCUGCCACCAGCCGCGAUGAUCGGGGCAAUGAGAUUUCGAGUGCGGCCUUCCUCUGGGCGGGUGGACGUAGCUUUGUGGCGUGGCCACGUGAAAACAACGACCGCAUCGAAUUGGUCGCGGACAAAGAACUCUAUGUACCGGGGGAAACCGCCAAGAUUCUGGUGCCAAGUCCCUUCACCGGUACGGUUGAGGCAUUGUUGACCCUCGAACGGGGUGGUGUACUUGAGUCGCAACUUGUCACCCUUAACGGCAACAGCGAAACGUUGGCAAUUCCGAUUACGGCUGAUCACAUUCCCAACAUCUUUGUCAGCGUAGUCUUGGUCAAAGGCGUCGACACCAGCAACCCGACGCCAGCAAUGCGCCUGGGCUAUGUCCAGCUCAAUGUGGAUACCGCGGAAAAAGCCCUGACGAUUGAGGUUGCACCAUCGGCAGAGACGGUACAGCCACGUGACAGUGUUAGCUAUACAUUGACUAUCCUAGAUCAUUUGGGCGAAUCAGUGGCAGAUGCCGAGGUAAGUGUUGCCUUGAUCGACAAGGCUGUGCUAUCGCUGGCAGAGGGCGAUACCCGUCCUUUGCUUGACAUCUUCUACUACGAACGCCCCCUCGGUGUCACCACCGGUGCAUCGCUCAACAUCAACCGCGACCGCCUGAGCCAACAGUUGAGCGAAGGAGCCAAAGGUGGCGGCGGUGGUGGCGGUGGCAUGGGGCUGCUGGAAGUACGUGAGAACUUCCCCGAUGUUGCCUACUGGCGCGCAGCAUUGACCACUGAUGAAAAUGGAGAAAUCUCCUUUAACGUAACGUUGCCCGACAACUUGACGACCUGGACGCUGGCCGCCAAAGCAGUCACUGCCGCUACGCUUGUCGGUGAAACGACCAACGACAUUGUGGCCACCAAGGAAUUGCAAAUUCGCCCACUGGUACCCCGCUUCUUCACCGCCGGUGAUGAGGCGCAAGUGAGCGCGGUUAUUCGCAAUACAUCGGAGCAAGAUAUCGACGAGGGUUGGUUAACCUUCAACAUUAGCGGCUCUGACAUUGACUUUGAUACAAAUCAAGAGCGCUUCACCGUUGCCGCGAGCGAGGAAAUACGUAUCAAUGUACCCAUCGCGACCAGCAGCACAGUGACCGAGGUAGUGAUCCACUUUACGGCAGAUGUAGAGGAAGGACCAGCAUUGCGCGAUAGUGUUCGUCUCCGUAUUCCGGUCAAACGUUAUGAAACGCCCGAAGUGGUCGGCACCGCUGGCACCGUCCCACCGGAGGGACGACUGGAAGCGAUCCGGCUGCCACAAAACGCAACUGAGAAUGGCGAACUAGCGAUGACGCUGGAGCCCAGUUUGGCUGCGGGGAUGCGUGAUGGUCUGACCUAUCUGGAACACUUUGAGUAUGAAUGCAACGAGCAGACGGUGAGUCGUUUCCUGCCCAAUCUCUUUACCGUGCGGGCGCUCAACCAACUGGAGAUUGAGAAUCAGGAACUCGAACGCAAACUUAACUUCCAGCUUGGCAUUGGCGUCCAGCGCUUGGUCAGCCGCCAAAACGAUGAUGGUGGUUGGGGCUACUGGCCCGGCGAAGAGAGUACACCCUUUGUCACGAGCUAUGUGCUUUGGGGCCUGGUCAAUGCCAAGGCGAUAGAGUACACCGUGCCCCAGCGCACACUCGAAAGCGCCGCUGAUUAUCUCGACCGUCAAUUCCAAGCACCAGAUGCCGUUGCCAGUGACUGGCAGCUCAACGAAAUGGCCUUUAUGAAUUUUGUCCUCGCGGAGAUGGGUCAAGGUGAUCCAGGGCGGGCCGUGACGCUCUAUGCCGUACGUGAACGGCUCAGUUACUAUGGGCAGGCACUGCUGGCGAUGACGCUAGCGAAUCUGGAUGAAGAUGGGGGACUCAAUCCACGGGCGCAAACCUUGCUCAAUGACCUCUAUGGUGCAGCCCAGUUGAGUGCCACGGGCGCGGCUUGGCACGAAGAGAAUACCGAUUGGUGGACAUUGAACACCGAUACACGGACGACAAGCAUGGUGUUGGCGGCCUUCGUUCGCCUCGAUCCCAAGCAGCCGCUGUUACCGAUGGUUGUACGUUGGUUGAUGAGCGCACGCGAAGCGGGCCGUUGGGCAACCACACAGGAGAAUGCCUGGGCGAUCAUUGCGCUGACCGAUUGGAUGGCUGCCUCGGGCGAAUUGGAAGGAAAUUAUGAUUGGACGGUUGCACUGAAUGGCAAUGAGAUUGGUGCUGGCAGCAUCACGCCAGAGAGCAUUAACACACAAGUGCAGUUGCAAGUUGCCGUGGCUGAGUUACUACGUGAUGAGGCCAACGCCCUCCAAAUGACACGCAGUGAUCGGGAGCCAUCUGGACGCGGACAACUCUACUACACCACCCACUUGCGUUACUAUCUCGAUGCCCUUGCCAUCGACGCACGUGAUCGUGGCAUCGUCGUUGACCGCCGCUUUGAACUGGAUGGGCAAUCUGUGCAAGCCGCAAGCGUUGGUGAUGUGAUCAGUGUGACCGUGACGAUUGUUGCCCCCAGUGCUCUCCAUCACGCCUUGAUCGAAGUGCCGAUUCCGGCUGGCACCGAGCCCAUCGAUCCACGGCUGGCGACAACGAGUGCGCAGUAUGACGAAUAUGGCCAGAUCGUGCCCGUCGAUGACGGUCGUCCUUGGUGGUGGUGGACACCAACCCACAUUGAUCUGCGCGAUGAGAAGAUGGCUCUCAUUGCGACCUACUUACCGGCAGGCACGUACGAAUACACCUUCCAAGUGCAGGCAACGGUGCCAGGUGAGUAUCGGGUGUUGCCAGUACAUGGUGAGAUGAUGUACUUCCCCGAGGUGUGGGGGCGGAGUGCUGGCGCACUAUUUGUCGUGCGGGAGUAG
Ostreobium quekettii is the source of this 5922-nucleotide messenger RNA. Lineage: Eukaryota; Viridiplantae; Chlorophyta; Ulvophyceae; Bryopsidales; Ostreobiaceae. The record is from the annotation of a GenBank genome assembly.